Scutellospora calospora is the source of this 1152-nucleotide messenger RNA. The record is from the annotation of a GenBank genome assembly. NCBI's taxonomy places the organism in Eukaryota, Fungi, Glomeromycota, Glomeromycetes, Diversisporales, Gigasporaceae.
AUGAUUAAACAUUUACACGAUGGUAAAUUUCAUUAUCCACCAGGAGGAGGCACAUCAGUUUUUAAAGAGGGAUAUAUUAAUUACAUUUUAAAUUACCUUCCUAAAAAUGAAGUAAGAAUAAGUGUUGGAGCAAUGCCAUAUAGUUCACCACAUUUCGGUACAAUAAUUACUUUCUCACUUGCUUUUGCUCUUGCUCAACGGUUAAAAAAACUUGGUAAAACUGUGACAGUUAUGGUGGGUAUGGUGGAUACGGGAGCUAUAGCACCAGAUAAAUAUAAUUUUGAUGGCAUUACAUUCCAAAAAAGUAUCGCUUACACCGGAGUGAUUAAUGAAUGUAUAGAUGAAUACAAAGAAGUAAUAGAGAAAAUGAAUUCUCACUUUGGUGGCGUAGAUUAUAUAAUAGUAAAUCAAAGUGAUUUAAGUCUACAUAGGAAGGCACCAGAAAUAAUUCGGAAAAUUAUAAGUGAGCGAGAAAAAAUUGGACAAUUACUGUUUUCUUCAAUAAAGUCAUUAGGAUUAAGAGCAGCUUGUCCUCAAUGUGGUUUGACAGACAGAUAUGGUAUUAAAAAUUGUUAUGACGGUGACAUAAUUAGUUUUUUUUGCCCUAAUCAUGGUUUACAUUCAAUUGAUAUAAGUAAAGAUAAUUUACAAAAACUACAGUAUCAAUCUCCGUUAAGAAAUUUAGUACGAGGCUUAUUAUAUACGGAGGAUAAUAAAGAAAAGACGAUUCCUUAUUCUUGGUUACGGGUUACUGGUAGCGAUUAUUCGGGUUUUUACCAAGAGCAGCUUUUGUAUAGAGGAAUUGCUAUGUUAGAUAUUGAUAUAGUUAAUUCACCACUUAUUAUUUAUAGCCCCUUAGUAACUGAUUGGACAGGAGCUAAAUUAUCGAAGUCAUUUCUUGUUGAAGGAGGAUACAAAUAUUUGACUGAACAAGGAUUAGAUUAUUUUAUCGAUUAUCAAAAAUUUAAGACAAAGUUUGGUAGUAAAGGAUUAGAAGUAUUAUUUGAUGAAACUAAUUUGUGGUUGGAAGAAUCGCACAGACUAUUUAGAAGUUACACUAUUUUUUAUUUCGAUGAAUUAUUUAAAGCAAAAAUCAACGAAACAAUAGACUUGGAAAAAUUUAACACCAACAAAGAUAUUGAGCAAGAUUAG